AUGGCUGGUCAGAGUGAUCUCGAUCGUCAAAUAGAACAGUUAAGAGCAUGUAAACUUAUCACUGAAGAUGAAGUUAAAGCUCUCUGCGCCAAAGCUCGGGAAAUCCUCAUAGAAGAAAGUAACGUCCAAUGUGUUGAUUCACCAGUGACUGUUUGUGGUGACAUUCACGGUCAAUUUUACGAUCUGAUAGAGCUUUUCAAGGUUGGCGGAGAUGUUCCAGACACGAAUUACCUUUUCUUGGGUGAUUUCGUCGAUCGCGGUUACCACAGUGUUGAGACUUUCCUGCUACUUCUUGCCCUGAAGGUGAGAUAUCCAGACAGAAUAACACUUAUACGAGGGAAUCAUGAAAGUCGUCAAAUCACUAUGGUGUAUGGAUUUUAUGAAGAAUGCCUUAGGAAGUAUGGUUCAGCAAUGGUCUGGAGGCAGUGUACUGAGAUUUUUGAUUACUUAUGCCUCUCUGCAGUAAUUGAUGGGAGGAUAUUCUGCGUUCAUGGUGGUCUGUCACCUACAAUCACAACUUUAGAUCAGAUUCGUACCAUUGAUAGAAAACAAGAAGUUCCUCAUGAUGGUCCAAUGUGUGAUCUUUUAUGGUCUGAUCCUGAAGAAACAGCCGGUUGGGGUGUUAGUCCUAGAGGUGCUGGUUAUUUAUUUGGCUCAGAUGUUGUAGCCAACUUUAAUCAGUUGAAUCGAAUCGACUUUAUUUGUCGUGCACAUCAAUUAGUUAUGGAAGGUUAUCGUUGGCAUUUUCAUGAAAGUGUACUCACUGUAUGGUCAGCACCAAAUUAUUGUUAUCGUUGUGGAAAUGUUGCUGCUAUUUUACGGUUAAGUGAACGGCUAGAAAAAGAAUUUUCAAUAUUUGAAGCUGCACCACAAGAUGUUCGUAGUAUACCAGCCCGUCGACCAAUUCCGGACUACUUUCUUUGA
Trichobilharzia regenti is the source of this 924-nucleotide messenger RNA. The record is from the annotation of a GenBank genome assembly. Lineage: Eukaryota; Metazoa; Platyhelminthes; Trematoda; Strigeidida; Schistosomatidae.